This is a messenger RNA of Daldinia caldariorum, 1670 nucleotides long. Its product is annotated as glycoside hydrolase family 105 protein. The coding region runs from base 510 to 1628 and encodes 372 amino acids. NCBI's taxonomy places the organism in Eukaryota, Fungi, Ascomycota, Sordariomycetes, Xylariales, Hypoxylaceae. The transcript has 3 exons. The record is from RefSeq and is a predicted model, not a curated record. Gene Ontology annotation, biological process: carbohydrate metabolic process.
CAGAUGACCCUGCCGCUGAGGAUGGAGCUCCAACUUUUUCCGGAGAGAAUGAGGCCACGACCGUCGGGGAUAUUCCCCCUCAGCGAGUUAGCUUCGGUGCUAGCUGAGCCGAAACAAAUUGCCGCGUUCGAAAGGAUCGGAGUCAGAUUUUCCCCCACUGAAGAUGAGCUGCGUAGCUGAGUACUCCAAGAAGCAUGCCCUCUCGGGUUAGAAUGUCACCCGUGUUAUUCUUCUGGAUAUCACGACGAGGUGAUUGCCCCGACGACUGGAGACACACUUGAAGCACUACAAUACGGUGUGGAGCAAACCGAGAUAUGCACCACUCUUGACUCCUCACGCAGAGGCUACUUGAAUGUCAUAUAUAACCUCAUCCUCAAAGAGACGUUAGUCGCUGCCCAGUAUUAAUUAGAACGAAAUUAUUUGUUACUUACCUGAGCUUGAAACUCCCUGUCCAAAUACAAGCUCGAGUUUCGCACGUCUUGAGAGGUACAAAGUUUACCUUGCCCGAGAUGCCGGCAGAAAUUCACGGGAUCAAAUCCAGCAACAUCCACGCCAAGAUUCGUCUUCUCAUCGAUGGGCUAGUGAACAUCAAAGAUCAGACAGGAGAAUUCUUGCUGACGCUGGAAGACGGUCGCGUAAUCGACACGAAAGGAUGGAACGACUGGGAAUGGACGCACGGUAUCGGUCUCAACGGAAUCUGGGCCUAUUACUCUCUUACAGGGGAUGAGAAAUAUCUCAAGAUUAUCGAAGACUGGUUUGCCAACAGAUUUGCGGCAGGUGGCACUACUAAAAACAUCAACACGAUGGCCGUGUUUUUGACGCUAGCCUACGUGUAUGAAAAGACGGGAAACCAGACCUAUCUUCCAUGGCUAGAUAGUUGGGGAGAAUGGGCGUAUCAUGACCUAGAGAGGACCAAGUAUGGAGGCAUGCAGCAUAUCACGUACUUGGAGGUGAACGAUCAGCAGCUAUGGGAUGAUACGCUUAUGAUGACCGUCAUGCCCCUGGCCAAGAUUGGAAAACUACUUAACAGGCCCCAUUAUGUCGAGGAAGCGAAACGCCAAUUCCUCAUUCACAUCAAAUACUUAUUCGACACGAAGUCCGGGCUAUUCUUCCACGGCUGGACAUUCCACGACGGCGGCCACAAUUUCGCGAAUGCCCUGUGGGCCAGGGGAAACGCAUGGCUCACAAUUGUUAUCCCGGAAUUCUUAGAGUUGCUAGACCUACCUCCCAACGAUCCGAUUCGAAAUCACCUUCUGGAUACGCUAAACGCGCAGUGCGAAGCCCUCAAGCCCCUGCAGACGUCGUCGGGUCUGUGGCGCACGCUUCUCGACCAGCCGGAGGAGGAAGGCUCGUACGUAGAAUCGAGCGCGACGGCUGGAUUUGCCUUUGGAAUUCUCAAAGCGCAGAGGAAGAAGUACAUAGGGAAGGAAUAUGAAGCCGUAGCUCUUAAAGCCAUACGAGCGGUGCUGGAAAACAUUGACGCUGAUGGGGAGCUCCUAAACACGUCUUUCGGCACCGGCAUGGGUCACACGCUACAGCAUUACAAGGACAUCCCGAUUACGAGCAUGCCGUACGGACAAGCGAUGGCUAUCAUGGCCCUAGUUGAGUUUCUAAGAGUAUUUAUCUAAAUGAUGGAUUCUGUAAGGUUUACCAAAUGCGUAAUAAGUGGC